This is a messenger RNA of Sphaeramia orbicularis (orbiculate cardinalfish), 3657 nucleotides long. It is a transcript of the gene atp6v1b2b, whose product is annotated as ATPase H+ transporting V1 subunit B2. The record is from RefSeq and is a predicted model, not a curated record. Gene Ontology annotation, cellular component: proton-transporting V-type ATPase, V1 domain. Gene Ontology annotation, biological process: ATP metabolic process; proton transmembrane transport; vacuolar acidification. Gene Ontology annotation, molecular function: proton-transporting ATPase activity, rotational mechanism; ATP binding. The coding region runs from base 29 to 1591 and encodes 520 amino acids. The transcript has 14 exons. NCBI's taxonomy places the organism in Eukaryota, Metazoa, Chordata, Actinopteri, Kurtiformes, Apogonidae.
GUCUGCAGCAGCUGUUGCAGGUGAAAACAUGGCGAUGAAGGCACUCAGAGGAAUGGUGAACGGAGCCAUGAGUGAGCUCUCCUCGGCCGUUAGCGGAAACAGACCGACGUCCGCCCCUCCGGCCGCCGCCGCCGCCGCUGCCCGGGAACAUGCGAUGGCCGUGAACCGGGACUAUAUAAGCCAGCCUCGACUCACCUACAAAACAGUGUCUGGAGUCAACGGGCCGUUGGUGAUUUUGGACCAGGUCAAGUUUCCACGAUAUGCAGAGAUCGUCCAUCUCACCCUGCCUGAUGGUACCAAGAGGAGUGGCCAGGUGCUGGAGGUCACCGGCACCAAAGCUGUGGUGCAGGUAUUUGAGGGCACUGCAGGUAUCGACGCCAAAAAGACAAGCUGUGAGUUCACAGGAGACAUUUUACGGACUCCUGUCUCUGAGGAUAUGCUGGGUCGUGUGUUUAAUGGAAGUGGUAAGCCUAUUGACAGAGGACCCGCAGUCUUAGCAGAAGACUUCCUGGACAUCAUGGGCCAGCCUAUUAACCCUCAGUGCCGUAUCUAUCCCGAGGAGAUGAUCCAGACGGGAAUAUCUGCCAUUGAUGGCAUGAACAGCAUCGCCAGGGGGCAGAAAAUCCCUAUCUUCUCUGCUGCAGGUCUUCCACACAAUGAGAUUGCAGCUCAGAUCUGUCGACAGGCGGGGUUGGUGAAGAAGUCCAAAGAUGUCAUGGAUUACAGCGAGGACAACUUCGCCAUUGUUUUUGCAGCUAUGGGGGUAAACAUGGAGACAGCCAGGUUCUUCAAGUCUGACUUUGAGGAGAAUGGUUCGAUGGAUAACGUCUGUUUAUUCCUCAACUUGGCCAAUGACCCCACCAUUGAGCGAAUCAUCACACCUCGCUUAGCUCUGACAUCGGCUGAGUAUCUGGCUUAUCAGUGUGAGAAGCACGUCCUCGUCAUCCUCACUGACAUGAGCUCGUAUGCAGAGGCGCUCCGAGAGGUAUCUGCUGCCAGAGAGGAAGUGCCAGGCCGACGGGGCUUCCCUGGAUACAUGUACACUGAUCUGGCCACCAUCUACGAGAGAGCUGGCAGAGUGGAGGGACGCAACGGCUCCAUCACCCAGAUCCCAAUCCUCACCAUGCCCAAUGAUGACAUCACUCAUCCGAUUCCUGACUUGACUGGAUACAUCACAGAGGGACAGAUCUAUGUGGACAGACAGCUGCACAACAGACAGAUUUAUCCACCCAUCAACGUUCUGCCCUCUUUAUCUCGUCUGAUGAAGUCAGCCAUCGGCGAAGGCAUGACCCGCAGAGACCACUCGGACGUUUCCAACCAGCUUUAUGCGUGUUAUGCCAUCGGGAAGGACGUGCAGGCCAUGAAGGCGGUGGUGGGAGAGGAGGCCCUGACGGCUGAUGACCUGCUCUAUUUGGAGUUCUUGACCAAGUUUGAGAAGAAUUUCAUCUCUCAAGGUGCCUAUGAGAACAGGAGUGUGUUCGAAACUCUGGACAUCGGAUGGCAGCUCAUGAGAAUCUUCCCCAAAGAGAUGCUGAAGAGGAUCCCACAGAGCACUUUAGCCGAGUUUUAUCCCAGAGAAGCUAAACAUUAAGAACCCAAAGAUAGUAACACACUCGUGUAUCCAACCCAAUCCCACUGCUUCCAUUUGUUUCAGUGAAAUGUCACUGUCCAUAUGUGGUGUUGUGCUGUCACAUGGUACAUAUGAAGUGAUGCUGUAACAAUCCUGACACUCAUGGCAGUCAUAUGGCCUCGACUACGCACCAUUCCUGCUAAAAAUGUGCACAAGCAGAAGGGGUGAGGAAGGUAUUAUACUACUGAAUGCAGAGGAAGGCAAUGGAAUGUCCUCUACAUCGAUGGUGAAGACGUUGAAAUGUCUUUAAUUUCUUAUUUUUAUUAAUAUGCUCUUAUUACAGGGGCUGACAGGACACCACAGGUUCUUGUCAUUUCCGUUUUCAAAUAAUAGACAGAAUUAAGAAUGCAAAAAUGACACGAUUUGCAUAAAAAUAGGAGUUAAAAUGAACACAUUCGACUCUGGAGGAUUAAGUACUGCCACUGUAAUAAUUGGCAUGAAUAACUGAAAGAUUUGAAAGUUUUACAUUAUUUCAUAUUUUCUGAAUUAUACAGGAUUAAAUUAAAUGAAAGAGUUGGACUUUAAGAUGCAUUAUGUAUAAGGCAAAUUACAGGUGGAAAAGUAGAUGAUUUUAGACGCCUGAAGGUGAUGUCUGAUAUUUUUGCAGUAGUUUUAUGUUACAGUUAGUCACUUUCAAAUGUAUUACAUCAAUAACCACAAACUAUUACUGUAUUCUUAUUAUUUAGUAGGUUUUUGCGCUGUAUUGUUCAUUUUAGUGAACUGUGAGUAUGUGGUGCAGUAACUCUAUGCCUGAUGUUUUUAUUGAUUUAUAAAGUUAAAUAUGUUCAGCUGUUUACCUUGGGAUUAACAUCAUAUCAUUCUUUAACACAAGAUGACAUAGAAAAACAAGUCGAAGUUAUGAUACGCUCAGAGAACUGCAAGCAUAUCCAAAUUAAACAUUAGUUUUUUUCACUGCAGUAUCAUAGGAAACAAUCUGUUUCCUAAAAUACUGUCUGCCAAACUCUACAUCUAGAGGGACGAUAUCAGUUCUUACACACAUGUCCUUAAUUUAGACCUAAGCAACUGUUCGGAUAUUGUUUCCUGAUGAAACAUUCCACUUUCUAAAAAGCUGUAUUUUUAUUUAAGCUUACUAAGGCCUUUUAGCCUUUUGAGAAGGUGUGAUUGUCUUCAAGUGAAAGCCUCAUUUAUUCUGUGGUCAGAAGUCACAACAUAAAAGCUUAAGCUACAUUCCCGUAAACACCAUGAGCUGUUAUUUUGCUCAGUAAAUCUACAAUAGGUGAACAUUAAUCUGUCUUAAAAACAGCAGCCUCGGUCACAUGCAUGAUUAAGUGUCUUAAGCCUGGAGAUUAGUCGUACAGACAGGUGUGUGUGUGUGUGUGUGUGUGUGUGUGUGUGUGUUGUUGCUCAUUAGGCCCCUGCAGGUAUCGUUAAAUUUCAGUUUUUGAGUGGUCAGUAGAUGUUCCUGUGCUUGUUCGUUACCAUACGACUGGGAGCCUUUUGACAGACUGUCAUGUCCUGCCAUAAGCUCUAAGGCCUUGUUAGGAGGAGUGUGAUGUUGACAUUAUACCUUUGCUUUGAUAUAAGUGAACAGAGCAGCUGCCUUUCAGGAAAGCCAUGUCGGUUGUGGGAGAAACGGAAGAAACAGAAAUUUUAUGAAUAAUUCCGAAGUAUCCUACGUGCUUCAAAUGAAAUGUCUGUUACUAUUUGAUGUUGUGUUUUUUUUCAGAUGUGUCUCAUGUUUACACCCUAAAGCCUGACAUAAGCAUUCUUUGUUGUUUAUGUUCUUUUUAUUCUAGUGCCAACAGCUUGAAGUGAUGAUUACUUUGUGAUGUUUCCUCAGUUUUCUGUGUACGUCUGAUGGUUUAAAUUGUCAAACAGCUACUUUAUGAACUCAUCAGCCUUGACUGACAGGCAAAGCCAUUACCCUCUUAGCUUAAUGUCUUUAAAUAAUAUAUUUCUGCAUAAACAGUGUGUGUAUAUUGAGAUUGCAUGCAUUGUUACUGAAUGUUUCAUUUUGGUGCCUCAAGUCUCAUGUCAUAUGAAAUAAAAGCUGCUGUCUGUCAUGA